This is a messenger RNA of Eutrema salsugineum, 1239 nucleotides long. Its product is annotated as putative F-box protein At3g47150. The record is from RefSeq and is a predicted model, not a curated record. NCBI's taxonomy places the organism in Eukaryota, Viridiplantae, Streptophyta, Magnoliopsida, Brassicales, Brassicaceae. The transcript is spliced from 2 exons. Gene Ontology annotation, molecular function: protein binding. Bases 1 to 1239 code for a protein of 412 amino acids.
AUGGAUAUAGAUACGGCAGGGAUGUCGUUCACCAAAUCUGGACUUCUCGAAAUCAGGCAAGAACGUCCUAUGACGCCGGUCUACGUUCCUCUCGAUCUCCAGAUCAACACACUCUUAAGACUGCCUGUGAAGUCUCUAUUGAGAUUUCGAUGCGUCUCCAAGCUUUGGUCAUCAAUCAUCACUAGCCGAGAUUUCAGGAACCAGCACUUGAAGAUUGGUGCUUCCUCAGCUCCUCCUCGUCUACUCAUUGCUUUUGUGGAACCUUACGGAGAAAAGGUUCUGGUAGUCUCGUCGCCUAACCCAAACGCACCUUCCUUCUCCUCUUGUUCCUACAGAGAUCUGAGCCUAGUCAAAAACAUUAAAGGGAAUAUGAUGUAUAAUGCUUGUCGGGGCUUGAUCUGCGUUGGAACCGGUUUCAAAGAUGUGGGGAUUUAUAACCACAGCACAAGGCAGCUACAUACUUUCCCCCAAUUCAAAUUCAAAAAAGGUCCAGAAGUGUUCCCACGCCCCAAUUACAUGUUAGGGUAUGAUCCUGUUGAAGAUCAAUACAAAGUGCUUGCCGUUGAUGCUUUUUCUGAUCAGAGAUUGGAGCACAAGGUUGUGACAUUGGGAGGAGAAGAAGCUUGGAGAGAGGCUCCAUGUGUCGCCUGUCCUCACAUUGUUUCUACACGGGGGUUAUAUAUGAACGGAACCCUGUACUACGAGGCCUCGAGGAAAUACUUGGAUUACCAGAAUACUAUCUAUAUAAUUGUGAGUUUUGAUGUUAUGCUUGAAACGUUCAACAUCAUCAAAGUACCAAGCAAAGUUUUAACAUUGGGUAUGUGGUUUCCUUAUCCUUGGGUUGAUACAAGUGAAAGUGAUAACGACACGGAUAAAACUCUGAUCAACUACAGAGGAAAAAUUGGAGUGGUUGAGAAUCCUCGUCUCAAGGGUAGUUUUAGAAUGUGGGUUGUGGAAGAUGCUGAGAAAGAGGAAUGGUCCAUGAGCACUUUUCAUCUCCCUGAAUCUGCUGCUGCUGGCCUUGACUUCCUGGUCAUGGAUACCUUUUCUAACGGUGAGAUUUGUCUGGUUCCAAAAGAGUUGUCUGAUCCGUUUUGUUUGUACUAUUACAAUUUGGAGAAGAAAAGCAUGAGAAGUGUCAGAAUUGAAGGACUGCCUGUUUCCGAGUUUAAGCGAGCCGAAAGACUUUCUUUGACUAUUUCAGAUCAUUAUGAGAGCCUCAUGUUUUCAGAAACCUGA